Drepanopeziza brunnea f. sp. 'multigermtubi' MB_m1 is the source of this 1233-nucleotide messenger RNA. RefSeq lists its product as uncharacterized. Gene Ontology annotation, biological process: Golgi to plasma membrane protein transport; regulation of exocytosis. The record is from RefSeq and is a predicted model, not a curated record. Lineage: Eukaryota; Fungi; Ascomycota; Leotiomycetes; Helotiales; Drepanopezizaceae. Gene Ontology annotation, cellular component: plasma membrane; cytosol; cortical endoplasmic reticulum. Gene Ontology annotation, molecular function: phosphatidylinositol transfer activity.
AUGAGUUCCGAAACUCCAGCCGUCACGCCCGCACCCGCACCCGCACCUGCACCUGCACCCGCAGUCACCGAGCCAAAUGCCGGUCUAGAGAAAAAGAUUGAAGCUAUUGAUCCUGCCGCGGCUGCCGCGGCAGAGAAACCCGAAGCUGUAGAAGCUCCCGUCGUAGCUCCCGCCGGAGCUCCAGCCGUAGCCCCGGCCGCAGCUCCAGCUGCCCCUGCUGAAGAGGAGAAGGCCGCAGCGGCGGCACCUGUCGAAGAAAAGAAACCCGAGACCGAGACCGAGGCCUCGUCCGCUGUCCUCCCCCCCGACGGGGCAAAGGAAGACGCUCCUGCCGAAGCGAAGAGGACUCAAAACGUGACUCCGCUUGAGCUGUUCUUGGCCGAUCUUCCCGCGGUCAUCAAGGAGGCUGACCAUGGCGAGAUGUGGGGUGUGGAGCUUGAGGACGCUGCGCAUGUCCCGACGACGAUCGUGUUGGAGAAGUUCCUGAGGGCCAAUUCCAAGGACGUGGUGAAGGCCAAGGCUCAGCUGGCCGAGGCGCUGAAGUGGAGGAAGAAGAUGGAUCCGGCGCAGCUGCUUGCUGACUUUCGGUUUGACAAGAGCAAGUUCGGAGGGAUGGGGUUUGUAACUGUGUAUCCGGAGACGGCAGCUCAUGCGAAGGAGAUUGUUACGUGGAAUAUCUACGGCGCAGUCAAGGACAACAAGGCUACCUUUGGCAAUGUCGAGGAAUUCAUCAAGUGGCGCGCAGCACUCAUGGAGCUCUCGGUCAGGGAACUCGACCUGGCUUCAGCGACUGAGCCCAUUCCCAUGGACGGAACUGAUCCGUACCGCAUGACUCAGGUGCACGACUAUUUCAACGCCAGCUUUCUGCGUAUGGAUCCUGCCAUCAAAGCCGCAAGCAAGGAGACCAUCACCACCUUCAGCAUGGCGUACCCCGAACUUCUGAAGGAGAAGUUCUUCGUGAAUGUGCCGUUGGUUAUGGGCUGGGUCUUUACGGCCAUGAAGCUGUUCUUGAGCCCUGACACGGUGAAGAAGUUCCAUCCCUUGGCCUACGGCAAGAGUCUGGCUGGUGAGCUGAAGUCUUUCGGCGCCGAGUUACCCGCGGAGUAUGGUGGGAAGGGCAAGAGUAUUCAGGAGGGCUUGACGGUCCGGUAUGCUAGCGAGCCUGCCACGCCGGCUGCUGCUCAGGCUGAAGCUGCUGGUCCUGUUCCCACGAAGGAUGAGAGUGCUCCGUAA